Cyprinodon tularosa is the source of this 1526-nucleotide messenger RNA. RefSeq names its product insulin-like growth factor binding protein 2a (gene igfbp2a). Gene Ontology annotation, molecular function: insulin-like growth factor I binding; insulin-like growth factor II binding. The transcript has 4 exons. The record is from RefSeq and is a predicted model, not a curated record. Gene Ontology annotation, cellular component: extracellular region. Bases 9 to 1049 code for a protein of 346 amino acids. Gene Ontology annotation, biological process: regulation of insulin-like growth factor receptor signaling pathway. Lineage: Eukaryota; Metazoa; Chordata; Actinopteri; Cyprinodontiformes; Cyprinodontidae.
CAUACUCAAUGUAUUUCCAGCGGUGUAGCUUCACAUCCUUUGUGGCCACAUCCCAAACCUGGGAAUUUGUAGGACCCAGCAGCCCUCUCCUCCCCCGCUUUCACCUGUUCACAGACACAUUUCAUGCCCCCUUUCUCCCCCCCUACUCCGGAUUGCCUUCGAUCAGCCCAGUGACAGUGACCAAAGCCCACACCUCUCCAACCAUGCUGUGGUCCGCCGCCUGCAGCCUGCUUCUCCUCCUCUCCUCGCCCUUCUCCGGCGCCUCCCUGUCCGAGAUGGUGUUCCGCUGCCCGGGCUGCACCGCGGAGCGCCAGGCGCUCUGCCCGCAGCUCGCCGAGCCGUGCGCGGAGAUGGUGCGCGAGCCUGGCUGCGGGUGCUGCCCCGUGUGCGCCCGGCAGGAGGGCGAGGCGUGCGGCGUCUACACCCCGAGGUGCUCCACCGGUCUGCGCUGCUACCCGACCCCCGACUCGGAGCUUCCCUUGGAGCAACUGGUGCAGGGCCAGGGCCAGUGCCGGCGCAAAGUGGACACGGAGACGGUCACUUCCAGCCCGGAGCAGCGGGAGCACACCAGCGGUGAAGCCUUGGAGCUGGAGCCCGAUCUGGACGUGAGCGAAAUCACCACAGUCCGAAAGCCCAGCAAAGACGCCACCUGGCUCGGACCCAAGGAGAGCGCCGUACGCCAGCACAGCCAGGAGAUGAAGACCAAAAUGAAGACCAACAAGGUAGAAGAGGUGAGACCUACUCGUCCGAAACAGACUCAGUGUCAGCAGGAGCUGGACCAGGUCCUGGAGAGGAUAUCCAAGAUGCCCUUCAGAGAUAACCGAGGUCCUUUGGAGGACCUCUAUGCACUGCACAUUCCCAACUGUGACAAGAGGGGGCAGUAUAACCCAAAACAGUGCAAAAUGUCACUCCACGGUCAGAGGGGCGAGUGCUGGUGCGUCAACCCCCUGACUGGCCGACGCAUCCUAUCAGCUCCAACUGUGAGGGGGGACCCCAACUGCAGCCAGUACCUGGACGAGCUGGAGCUGCACGAUACACCCCAAAUCUAAUGCGGCUCAAAAACUGAAAACCUAAAAGAAAAAAAAAACUGAAACUGUAAAGUGCUUGGGAUCAAAGAGCAAUCUGAGUAAGCUAUAAGCUAUACAUGUGUGUCUGUAGUCUGUUUAUUGGCGGUUAAAGUUUAAAUCUUAACAUAGUAAAAAUAAAAAUAAAACAUUGAAUGAUAGAAACCAACUUUUUUUGCAGACUAAAGUUAAUUUCUCAAUUUUUUCUUUCAUGCUGUUCUGUUUUAGAGAUGGUGAUCAUGCUUUAUUAACUGUGACAAUGCUCAACGUGCUUUGUUAUCAGUGUUUUGUACUGUUAAAAAAAAACAAAGAGCCUUUUAGUGUGUUGAACCUUUGUAGGUGUCUUUCCAUGCUCUAGAUCGCAGACUAGGUUUUUGGAUAUGCCUCAUUUUUAUUGCACAUUAAGUAUUAAGGAGAUGAAAAGUGACGUGCAAAUGCAAAAUAAAGUAGAAACCAGUUGGA